AUGGAGGGAAACGGCAUGGAUCAGGAGAAUGCGGAUGAAGCUCCCACUCGGAGACCGGUGUCCUCCUUACUAUCUCACUUCGAAAACCUCUCGCACCGCAAAAGCCAAUCCACUGUCGGAACCGGCCCCCAUGACAUUACCCAGCGCUUCUUGAGAACCCCCGAACCCGGCGAUGAUCCCCGGUCUUCAAGCCGCAUCUCCUUGGAUCUGCCUAGGCCGCAUUCUCCCUGGAACGCAACGGCUGGCGAACGACAGGGACGUCGAAAUGAACAAGCCAACGGCGAACAAUCACGAGCUCGCGGAUCUCCCGGAGCUCGAUAUGGCCGGCCCAUCUCCGUGAACUUCAACCAGUCGUCACCACAGCUUGCGCCUACUUUGACCGUACACUCGCCCCAAUCGCCGCCGCGGGGCCUUGAGCGGGAGCUACGUACUGCUCAACAGGAUGAUAAUCGCAUGGUUAGACCCUCAGUUCAUCGAGCCAGAGAGUCUGUUUCUGCUGGUCCAGCUGCCUCUCGGCCCGUGACGCCGCAAUACGGGUCUUCUGGUCCAGCGGGAGAGACUACUGCGCGUCUCUCACCCAAUGCUCCAGGCUCCAAUGGCACUAGCCCGCAAUCGGAGCGAAAGUUAAAGAGCGCAUCACUGCCACCGCCGGUGAACCGGGCAGACAAGCCCAAGAUCCCGGCCAAGCCGGCAAUGUUUUCCCAUCCGGAUACAAGCUCCUUAGCUCCUCGGCCUGAUCCCACCUUGUCUGAAGGCCAUGUGUCUCCAUUCAGCACUCCUCCCAGUAGCCCAGAGAAGCCCUCAAACAAACCAGUUUCAGCUAGCAAGCCACGACCGUCGCCUUCACGGCCUGGGACUGAGCCUCCGGUUCGCCGCUCGUUUGAUGAACGUCCACCCGCAUCAUCUAUCUGUUCUAGGCAGGAUGCUCGAGAAGUCGGCUUCUCUCGGACUCGUCCGGUUCCUGAGCCUUCACGGGCCACUAAACCUCUCAUGGUGCAGAUUCCGCCGACUUCGCCCGCGCCCCAGGAAACGUAUACUGCUCCGCCGCUUUCUUCACAAAGGCUUCAGGCUAGCGACAAUCCUCCUGAUCGUCCCGGUCUUCCUCCAAGACCUACGCCGACUCCUCGCAGGGGGGGGAUUCUCCCCUGCGCGAGAUUCUCCAGCAUCUGCGAGGCACCAAUUCAGCGCGGCAUCCAGCGACAGCAGUCCUUGCCUCGAGAAUCACAUUUAUCAUCAAUAUCACAAGAGCGCCGACUGGUGCGGACAGAUACAGAAGAAGAAGAACUUCCUGUCGAUGAAGUUAAGGUGUCACGAACCGAUUAUCCCGAUUCCUCAAAGGCCAACCGGCGGCCUCCGCUCUUGAAAUCAGGACCCAGGGAGAUUUUGACACGGUACGACACCCGGCUACUCGCUGUAUGCGGAAAAUAUGUGUGCACCACCGGAUACUUGACCCGCGUUUGGGAUCUCACCACCGGCGAGCAAGUUCUCAGCAUCGGCCAUGGAGAAACAGUGAAGAGUUUGUCUUUAGCUUUUAAGCCUGGAAAUGGUCUUGAUGAUGAGGGUAAACGUAUAUGGCUCGGUACUAGCGCUGGAGAGCUGCACGAAGUCGACAUUGCAUCGCAAUCCAUUGUCGCUAGCCGAGCCUACCCAUCUCGCAGAGAAGUCAUCCAAAUCUUACGCCAUAAGAAGGAAAUGUGGACUAUAGAUGAUGAGGGCCGGUUAUUAAUCUGGCUGCCAGAUGAGACUGGUGUUCCCAAUUUACAGUACAGCUACCACAGUCCCCAUGAGCGAGUGGCCCGUGGCCAAUUCUCCAUGGUGGUGGAUGAUAAACUUUGGCUGGCAGCAGGCAAAUAUGUUUAUAUCUACCGACCAAGCACGCGUGAUGACUCCACAUUCAAGGUCCUCAAGCGCCCAUUAGGUCUGCAACAUUCGGGUGACGUGACCUGUGGUACAUAUACCACUCAGGACGGUGGCCGUGUGUAUCUUGGUCAUGCGGACGGCAAAGUAACGGUUUACUCGUCCACCGACUAUGCGUGUCUGGCUGUGGUCAAUGUUAGCGUUUACAAGAUCAAUUGUCUCGGCUUUGUGGGUAACUAUCUGUGGGCGGGCUACAAGACAGGUAUGAUCUACGUUUACGACACUAGGACAAACCCCUGGACCGUGAAAAAGGACUGGCGCGCGCAUGACAGUCCUGUAUGUGACUUUGUGCUGGACACGAGUAGCGUCUGGACGAUCAACCGUUUGCAAGUGACAUCCCUUGGCACUGACAAUUGCAUACGUCUAUGGGAUGGAAUGCUGGAGGAUGACUGGUUAGAUGCUCGAAUGCAAGACCGAGAUGUCGAGUUUUGCAAAUUCCGCGAAUUGCGUACUGCUGUAAUUACUUGGAAUGCUGGUGCUUCAACCCCUGGUAGUUUGCGCACGUCUGAUUUCAUCCGCGAGGCUGUUCAACCAGAGAACUCUCCCGAUAUUGUGGUGUUUGGGUUCCAAGAACUUGUCGACCUCGAGAACAAGAAGAUCACAGCGAAGAGUUUAUUGAAGAGUAGCAAGAAGAAGGAGAAUGGCGAGAAGGAGCACAUGAGCCGGCAGUACCGGGUAUGGGCUGACCAUCUCACCCGAACUUUACACGAAUGUAUGCCUCUCGAGGAAUCUUACGUGCUUCUCCACACUGCCAACAUGGUGGGACUCUUCACCUGUGUGUUUGUCAAACAUAACGAACGCCACAAUAUCAAGAGCAUCAACGCCUCCGAGAUUAAGCGGGGAAUGGGUGGUUUGCAUGGCAAUAAGGUUUGUGGCGCCUCUCUUCGUGUCCUUGAGAUCAAGCCUCUAAUCUGUCACUUUCAGGGCGCUCUUGUCUUCCGCUUCGUGCUAGACGACAGCUCGAUUUGCUUUGUCAAUUGCCAUCUCGCGGCUGGCCAAACACAAACCGCUCACCGUAACAACGACAUCGCCGCGAUCCUAGAAGCAGAACCUCUACCCGCCGAAACCAGUCCUACCACACGGGUGAAUCAAUACGCCAGUGGAGGUGACGGAUCCAUGAUUAUGGACCAUGAGAUCUGUAUCUUAAAUGGGGACCUGAACUACCGCAUUGAUUCCAUCCCACGCAAUGUCAUUAUUGACGCUGUCCGCCAAAACAACCUCUCAAAACUUCUCGAACGCGACCAACUUCUAGCAUCUCGCCGCAAGAACCCCGGCUUCCGACUUCGCAGCUUCAAUGAAGCCCCUAUUACCUUUGCUCCGACAUAUAAAUACGACGUCGGUACUGACCAGUACGAUUCGAGCGACAAGAAGCGCUCCCCCGCCUGGUGUGACCGCAUUCUCUACCGUGGAGCCGGCCGCGUCAAGCAGCUCGAGUAUCGCCGACACGAGGUCCGUGCCUCCGACCACCGGCCUGUCAGUGCGACGUUCAAGAUUCGCGUUAAAACAGUUCUGCCGCAGGAACGGGCGAUUGCGUGGGAAGCAUGUCAGCAGGAGUUCCAGGAAGAGAAACGACGGCUGGCUUCUGAAGCCAGCAUUGAAUAUCUCAUUACUGUCCUCGGUACCGAUCCUCGCCAAGCCCGUGCGCUGAUCCUGAAGGGUUGA
This is a messenger RNA of Penicillium maclennaniae, 3579 nucleotides long. RefSeq names its product putative inositol polyphosphate phosphatase. Gene Ontology annotation, biological process: phosphatidylinositol dephosphorylation. The record is from RefSeq and is a predicted model, not a curated record. Gene Ontology annotation, molecular function: protein binding; phosphatidylinositol-4,5-bisphosphate 5-phosphatase activity. Lineage: Eukaryota; Fungi; Ascomycota; Eurotiomycetes; Eurotiales; Aspergillaceae. The transcript has 6 exons. The coding region runs from base 1 to 3579 and encodes 1192 amino acids.